Molecule: messenger RNA, 1428 nt
Organism: Glarea lozoyensis ATCC 20868
Lineage: Eukaryota; Fungi; Ascomycota; Leotiomycetes; Helotiales; Helotiaceae
Product: FAD-binding protein
Exons: 2
Coding region: 1-1428 (475 amino acids)
Molecular function (GO): FAD binding; oxidoreductase activity
Source: RefSeq, a predicted model, not a curated record
AUGGGGGCCCAUCAAUCAAGUCCAAUGGAAGUCUGCCUCAAAGCCGCUGUUGGUGGUAAUGGAGAUUUGGUCGCCUUUCCUUCGAAAGUGUUGUACCAACUCCAAGAUGUGAAGCCCUACAACAUGGACGUUGCUGUGCAUCCUGUCGCCGUCACGUAUCCUAAGACAGCGGAUCAAGUUUCUGAAAUUGUAAAGUGUGCGACAGCUACAGCUGGUUAUACCGUUCAGCCUAGAGGCGGAGGACACUCUUAUGCAAACUAUGCUCUCGGCGGAGGAGACACUAGCACCAUAGUAGUCGACCUGAAGAACUUCGUUGGGUUCUCUAUGGACACAAAUAGCUGGGAAGCCACUAUUGGCGGUGGAACCCGAUUGGAAGCUGUUACGAAGAAUCUCCUCGCCAACGGCAAUCGCGCAAUGGCCCAUGGAACCUGUCCAGAUGUUGGAAUAGGCGGUCAUGCAACAAUGGGAGGCCUCGGCCCAACCAGUCGUAUGUGGGGAUCUGCCAUGGAUCACGUUCUGGAAUAUGAGGUUGUCCUGGCGAACUCUAGCAUCGUUAAAGCCUCAGCGACCAAAUAUCCGGAAGUCUUCUGGGCGAUGAAGGGAGCAGGCGCUUCAUUUGGUAUUGUGACAAACUUCAGGGUCAGAACACAGCCUGCGCCUGGAGAAAUGGUGGAAUAUUCUUACACCUUUUCCGGGACACCAUAUACGAAACAUGCGCAGCGAUUCAAGGACUGGCAAACUCUGAUCUCAAACCCAGAUCUUAGCAGAAAAUUCGCUAGUCAGGUCGUUAUCACUGCCGUUGGUAUGAUCAUCUCUGGUACUUUCUUUGGAACCAAAGCGGAAUUCGAUGCCUUGAAUAUGACUUCGGUCUUCCCCGACAACUCGAAGGCGGAUGUCAUCGUAUUCAACAACUUCCUCGGAGCAGUCGCUCACUGGGCUGAAGACGUCUUUCUCAAUCUAGGUGCCCUGAGCGCGUCUUUUUACUCCAAGAACCUCGCAUUUACGAAGUCGGAUCUCAUUCCAGCCACUACCAUCGAUGCUUUCUUCAAAUAUCUUGACACAGUCGACAAAGGAACGUUGAUCUGGUUUGCCAUCUUCGAUCUCGAGGGAGGAGCAAUCAAUGAUAUCGCACCAUCUGCAACAGCCUACGGCCAUCGGGAUGCAUUGUUCUAUCUCCAAACCUACGGAGUCGGAAUCACAGGCGUGACAAGUAAGAUUCGCAACUUCAUCACAGGGAUGAACGAUGUCAUCAACUCUGGUUUCCCAGGCAAGACUUUGGGGGCUUACGCUGGUUAUGUCGAUCCAGCGUUACCAAAUCCUCAACAACGGUACUUUGGUUCGAAUUUGCCAGAGUUGGAAAGGUUGAAGAAGGUUCUUGAUCCAAAGGAUAUUUUCCAUAAUCCGCAGAGUAUUCGUCCAGCAAAGUAA